This is a messenger RNA of Boleophthalmus pectinirostris (great blue-spotted mudskipper), 5292 nucleotides long. It is a transcript of the gene yeats2, whose product is annotated as YEATS domain containing 2. The coding region runs from base 173 to 4387 and encodes 1404 amino acids. Gene Ontology annotation, biological process: chromatin remodeling; regulation of transcription by RNA polymerase II. Gene Ontology annotation, cellular component: NuA4 histone acetyltransferase complex. The transcript has 30 exons. Lineage: Eukaryota; Metazoa; Chordata; Actinopteri; Gobiiformes; Gobiidae. Gene Ontology annotation, molecular function: histone binding. The record is from RefSeq and is a predicted model, not a curated record.
GUGGCCCCUAGUGGUGAUAGUACUGAAUGGUCUAGCUAGCUUAUACCACUGGAGAGUUAGCAUUAUGACUUUGUAAGAUCUUACUGUACAGCAUCUACAGUGAGCUCCUGAUCAAUUAAAACACAGUUAUUGUGAAACAGCGCUGCACCCAGCGGAGACACACACCACAACCAUGUCAGGAGUUAAAAGGAAAAUUGAAGGCAAUGAUCCAGACUACGAGGACAUUUCCCUUGUCCAGAACAAUAAGAGAAACAAAACAGAUGAACAUAAUGCUCGGGAAGCAACCGUACUAAAGAUUGAGAACAUUAUCCGGGAACAGUUUUCCAUGGAGAUGAAAAACAAAGAACAUGAAAUUGAGGUGAUAAACCAGCGUCUUCAUGAAGCUAGGAGGAUGAUGGACAAGCUAAGAGCAUGCAUAGUGGCAAACUACUAUGCAAGUGCUGGUCUAUCUAAGAACCCUGAACAGACCACAAAGAGUGACUCCACCAUACUGAAUCAUCCAGCUAUCAAAAAGUUCUUAGAUUCACCGUCCAGGUCCUCAUCUCCUCUUAACCAAGACUCAGAGACUCCUUCUUUGGGCCAGUCUGAGUCAGAGUCCCUCUCUCAGCAAGGAGAUGGAGGUGAGAAGGAUGGAGAUGUUGCCUGGAGAGAUGAUAGCAACAGACAGGAGCGUAGACCUGGGCGAAACACUGGCAAGGAUACUUUUGGAGUGCCUUCUUGUAUUGGUGCUGAAUCAAGAGUGACCUUCCACACUACAGGAGAUGAGGCUUCUAGACUUUAUGUGAAAAAGACCAUUGUAGUAGGCAAUGUAUCAAAAUACAUUCCUCCAGAUAAGAGAGAGGAAAAUGACCAGUCAACACAUAAGUGGAUGGUGUAUGUCAGAGGCUCCAGAAGAGAACCUAGUAUUGACCAUUUUGUCAAGAAAGUGUGGUUUUUUCUUCAUCCUAGUUACAAGCCCAAUGACCUUGUGGAAGUCAGUGAACCUCCAUUUCAUUUGACACGUCGGGGCUGGGGUGAAUUUCCUGUGAGAAUUCAGAUUCACUUCAAAGACCCUCGUAACAAACGUAUUGACAUCAUACACCAGUUAAAGUUGGAUCGAACCUACACUGGUCUUCAGACUUUAGGAGCAGAAACUGUGGUUGAUGUGGAGCUUCAUAGAGACUCUCUUGGGGAGGACUUUAUCCCUCAACCUUCAUCAUCCAAAAUGGCUCCCAGGGCAUCAAGUCCUAUCACUGGGACAUCCCUGACCCCAACGCACGGACCGUCAAGUUCUCCCAUCUCACAUGAACCCAUUGGAGAGAAAGGCUUCAAUCUUGCUGCUGGAGAACGCACACCAACACGACCUAAAACCAGUGAGAGGGUCCCUCUGGGUUCCCAGUGUACCUCUGCCUUUCAACCAAUCACAACAAGCUGUAAAAUUGUCCCUCAAGGACAACCACCCAGCCCCGCAGAAUCCCCAGGAAAGUUAUUUCAGCCAAUUACAAUGAGUUGUAAGAUAGUUUCAGGUUCCCCAAUCUCUACUCCAAGCCACUCACCACUACCUCGCACAUCCACUGCAUCCACCCCUAUCCACAGUAAGCAGAGCUCCUCGUCCCUGCCCAAUAAUCCCUAUGCUAUUGUUGACAAACCAGGCCAGUUGGCUGGCAUUGCUUCAUCAUCUGCAGUCCUUACAGCCUCUACAGGAAGUCCUUCGUCCAAAUCAGUUACUCAGGGAACUCGAUCUCCUGGACCCAAAGUUCACACUGGCACCUUACUGUCAUCAGGAGUAAAGGUCAUCAUAAAGCAGGAGCCUGGGGAAGUCUCCAUGCAGCAGCAGCAGAUGGUCUCCACGGCAACCAGCCCACAGCAACAGUCCCCAGCUCCAGCAGCACACCAGCUCGUGGCUGUGAAAGGAGGUCACAUGAUAUCAAUGUCAGCGCAGAAACAGUCUGGAACGCCAACCACUGGCAAGAUGAUGGGCAUUCCUGUAAGCUCCACACUCCAGUCUGCAGUCAAACAGGUGGCUAUCAGCAGCGGACAGCUUCUGGUAACUAAAGGAGGCUCCCCAGCCUCCAAAGUGAUUGGUGGAAAACAGGUUUUGGCCCAAGGUGUUGCCAAGGCCAUUGUCAGUGGGUCAACAGGGCUCUCUGGUCAACAGGCUGGUGUCAAAGCAACUGGAAGUGGCAAAAGUGGAGUUAUGGCUACUCUUCAGUUACCUGCCAACAAUCUAGCAAAUCUGGCAAACCUUCCUCCAGGCACCAAGCUUUAUCUCACAACCAACAGCAAAAAUCCCUCAGGAAAAGGAAAGCUGCUUCUCAUCCCACAAGGAGCUAUUCUGCGUGCUUCCAGCGCAGGUCAGCAGUCUCAAAGCAGCUCAACCGCUGGCUCUGGGGGCACACAGAGUUCCUCUUCUUCUUCUACUAGUCUACCAUCCAACCUCUCCUACACGUCGUACAUCCUUAAACAGACCCCACAAGGCACAUUUCUGGUUGGACAGCCAUCACAGAGCUCAAAGCAGACUGGAAGCUCUGGUUCAGCUGGUCAUUCAGCUUCAUCUUCACCCAGUGGUUCUCCACAGGCCAUCCGGGUCACAGCUGGGCAGAAAGCUGCCAUUUUAGCUCAGGUGGUUGGUGGUUCUCAAGGCACUCAGGUGAAGCUUUCUGAUGGCUCUAUGAAGACAGUUUCAGCAGCAGCAGGUCAUUUGUCUAAACCAGGAACAACAACUUUGCGGAUGACCGGAGGCAUCAUCACAGCUGCCAGUACCACUCCCAGCUCCAGCACAGCAUCAGCAGUCAGUCAACAGCAGGCGUCUGACGGUGGAAAGGCUACGUCGCAUCAACACUCGCUCCUAAUGGCAGCAAACCAAGCAGCAGUAAUCAGUGCAGCUAAAAAUGCCAGCACUGCAGCCGGGGGGAGCUUAUCAAAAGCAGCAGUGACCACAUUGGUCAAAGGGAACGCUAACACUGGAGCUAAGAGUGCACCUGGUCCAGCCACUGUAGGAGCAGCCACUAAAGCCAUGACCAAUACUCCUGUUGGGAGCAAGAGCAGUGGGCCGGGGGCAGUGGUCAGUGUGCCCAAAAGCAACAGUGCGUCACUCAUCACUGCAGCUUCAUUACUGAGCGGACCGGCAGCAGGGCCAGGGAAAACCACUGCUACUCUCUCAGGGAUGUUGAAGAUUCAUGCUAGUGGUUCUGGCUCCCAACCAACGGUGCUGACUAUCCCAGCCAACCAGCUCAAGCAGCUCGGUGUAGGCUCAGGAUCAGGAGGACUUCAGACGUUACUCAUGCCUGUAGGCAAAGUACUAUAUAAAGGCCCAGUGUCCAGUUCUUCUCCCCCUUCCUCCUCUUCUUCAGCAGCGGGAGUCUCCCAAAGCCCUGGCAGCCAGGUGCCCCCCUCCCUUGCCCUGCCUCUGGCACAAGUAAAAACUGAACCUGGCUCAGGCUCUGCUGGUCCAUCAACACCUGUCACCUCUUCCUUACAAAUGUCCAUCACUGCACCUUCAACUGCUGUCAAACAAGAGCAAGGGCUUGAUACCCCACACAACCUCAUUGACACUGAGCACAUUGAGACCAUGAUGCAGCUUCUGACUGCAGUAGUGAAGAAGUUUCCUCUCAUUGUACCAAAUAAAAAUGAAGACUCCCAUCCAUUUUGUGCCUCCUCUACUGAACAGUAUUAUUCGUGGAAUAUUGGCAAGCGGCGGGCUUCAGAGCUUCAGCGAGCAGUGGCAGUGAAGCGGGUUGUGCAGGAUGUGUUGGACCGCUCUCCGCGCCUCCAGGCUUUGACUCCUCCCAAAACCAGAGAAGUGGUGCAGUGGUGCCGACAGAGGGGAUACACACCACCUGACCCCGAACCCCAGCGCAAGAAUGAUGAUGAGUCUAUAGAGGACAUCCUUACGCAGAUAGACAGUGAGCCAGAGUGCCCCUCUACGUUGAGUGGUUCAGAGGAGCUGCUGCAGCGAUUGGAGCAGAUGCAGGCGGUGCUGAAGACUGAGCCAGAGGAGGUGGAUGACGAGAUCGUGGACAUCAUCACUGUAACUCCGCCGUGCCACAAACUCAAGGUCAAAGAGGAGGAGCAAGAGACAGACUCAGAGCCCAAAUUCUUUCUGGGAUCAAGCGCAUCAGACCAGUUCGUCAGUGAAACAGCUCAGCAGAUUGGAUUGAGCUUCCAGCCAGUGGAGGUUGACAAAAAUGUGUUUGGUCCAGUAAUUGAAGCCAUGAUUUUGAAGGCGACAGAGCAGUUUGCUAGUGACAUCCUGAGAGAAGCUUUGGCAGUGGCCUGUGUCAAAUCCUCUCAAAACAGGUCUCCCAGAGAAAUCACUGCCAUGAACGUCCAUCAGGCCAUCAGCAGCAUUCCCACAUGCGACUUCCUCUCCAACAUGCAUAUGGGCUUUCUAAUGAAGAACAAUUAACACAAUUAAAAUCCUCACUGCAUUUUUUUUUUUUUUUUUCAAUUCUCCAGCACAAAUUCAAGUAUUAGAAAUAGGAGUAGUCCAUAUAUCGCUGUAAUGCUGUUUAUAAACACUGUAGUUUAAAGGGCUCACUUUGGACCAUACCUGCCACUGACCUUAUGGAUACUUUAAUAUGUAAGACUUUUCAUAUAGAAGCAAAGCAUAUUUUGAGAGGUGCUUUUGUUUACAUUUAUUACAGUAUUUAACAUCAGUCACUUUCAGACAAAAUCAUUGAGCUAUGGAGCUUAAAUUACUUAUAUGCAACAUAAUUACUAAUAUUGACCUCUUUCAAACCAGAAAUAUGCCAUUGUGUGUUGGGAAAACGUGAAUAAACUGACACAUUCUGAAAACCAAUCCUGCUGGACACAAAUGAAAUCAUUUAAACUUACAUCAAAAACAAGUACCUCAAUCGUGUGUUUUCUGAAUACAAAUAGAAUACCUUCUGACCCUUUUAUGAAAUACUGUUGUAGAGACUGUUGAAGUAACUGACAAGAGAAAUAUUUAUUUUAUUAAGAAGUCUGGACCAGUGGCCAGAUGAAAGUGCUUUUAAAUGUUCAAAUGACCUUAAUGUAUUUAUCAUGGGCGCACAGUGUUUGACCAAUUUGAUGUGGAAGGUGUUUUAUAUGUAUCUAUGGACUGCAGUGAUGCAACAGUAUGAAUCUGUGUGGAUGUUGUCACUGUGUCUUUAUCUUGGUGUGUGUAAUUGUAACUGAGUAUACUGGGUUAUGUGAUGUUAAUGUCUGAUUGUAAUGUGCCUGGAAUGAGCUUUGGUGAGAUCAUGUCUAUUGUGAAGAUGCCCAAAUGUUGUAAUUUCAUGUUUUAGUGCAAACCAAAAAUAACUAAUAUUCUUGUAAUAAAAGAAAAUA